UGGUGCCAUAUUGUAGUUUACACUUGGAUCUUUGUUACAAAUGGCACUAAAAAAAAGGCAACUUUUCGAUCCCCAUUGAAAAAGGUACAAGACUACCGCAUGAUUUCUUCGUUGGCUUUUUAUAGAGGUUCAUCAAGUAGCCCCAAUUGGGGUUCAUAAUUUUUGAAGAUCAAGGGCUUUCUACUUAUUGGGUUUCUUCCCAACUGGUUCUGUUUCAUCAGAGUGAUAAACUUCCGAGGUGGUUCUCAAGCUUCCAUGGCCACUCCUUUGGCAACCGCUGAAGCCUGUGAUGCAAAUAUUUCACUCAUAGCGAAUGGAGAGCUGAGAGUUCUUCAACCAAUUUUCAAAAUCUACGGCCACUGUAGAAUGUUUGCAGGGCCCAUUACCACUCUUAAGGUUUUUGAAGACAAUGUGUUCGUUAGAGAUCUUCUUGAGACAAGGGGAGAUGGAAGAGUACUGGUUAUAGAUGGAGGAGGAAGCAUGAGGUGUGCCAUAGUUGGGGGCAAUUUAGGACAGUUGGCCCAAAAUAUGGGGUGGGCAGGCAUUGUGGUUAAUGGUUGCAUAAGGGAUGUUGAUGAGAUCGAUGGGUGUGAUAUAGGGGUGAGAGCCUUGGGAUCUCACCCUUUGAAGUCCAAUAAGAAAGGCGUGGGUGAGAAGCAUGUGCCAAUUUCCAUUGCCGGUACGUUGAUUCGUGAUGGAGAAUGGUUGUAUGCGGAUAGUGAUGGAAUUCUGAUAUCAAAAACAGAGCUCUCAAUAUGAAAUCCCUGAGCUGAGAGUCGAUUGAAUAACCUCUCCCCUUCCUAAGCUUAUGUUGUUUUUUCUGAUUAUGUAAUAAUCACAUCCCUAUCAAGGGGCAGUAAUCUCAGGUCCCUAAGAACUCAUCCAUUUGGUGCGUUUCUCAGAUAUGUCAACUGUUGAAGAUUGAGGCA
Molecule: messenger RNA, 929 nt
Organism: Amborella trichopoda
Lineage: Eukaryota; Viridiplantae; Streptophyta; Magnoliopsida; Amborellales; Amborellaceae
Product: Ribonuclease E inhibitor RraA/Dimethylmenaquinone methyltransferase
Biological process (GO): regulation of RNA metabolic process
Molecular function (GO): ribonuclease inhibitor activity
Source: RefSeq, a predicted model, not a curated record